UAGCGGCUGCGGCUUUACGUGGAUGCCUGAUACCAUGUGGCGUCUUCUGCGUUGCUUUGGUGCGCCGAUGGCCGGGCACAGAUCAUUGCCUUCAUUUUCCGACCGAAAUUAGAAGGGACGCGUCAAAGGGAGCAACGCCAACCUGAGGGGAGCCUUUAUAGGACGAACAUACAAUCUCCUCCUAACCGGGGAAAUGGAGGUCGGGCAGGGCAACAUGGGGGCAAGGCAUGACGCAGAGGGAUGGAUUGGGGUGAGCGAGACCGCCCAGGAGAUGCUUGGGAGGACUUUGAUCGAGCGUCCGUGCUUGAUUGCCGUGCCUCCUCUGCACCGCGUCCCACUCCGCCCCGGCAACGUUGUCGAACUCGUCGGCCCUUCCGCUUCUGCGAAGUCGGAAAUCCUCCUCCAGGCUGCCAUAAACUGCAUUCUUCCUAAUGUUUGCAAUGGUGUCUUCUUUGGUGGCAUGCAAAGGCUAGUCAUGUACUUUGAUCUAGACUGUAGCUUUGAUGUUCAGCGUUUCUCAAACUCCUUAAAGAAGCGCAUAGCUGAUGCUUGUGGAAAUUCUACUUUUACCUUUGGAGGAAACCAGCGUUUGUUGGAGGAUCUUGAUCCACUAGCUGAGCAAUUGCAUUUUAAUGAGGAUGUGUACUUUUCUUGCAUGAGGCGCUUUUCGUAUAUUCGUUGCUACAACAGCUAUGAAUUUUUGGCUUCACUCAAGACGAUACGACGGCAAAUGCAAAAGGAAAGCGAAGCUCAUGGAGUUGGCGUUUUGUAUCUUAUGAUUGACAGCAUCAGUGCAUUCUAUUGGACUGAUCGAGCAUCCAGUAUGUGGGCCACAGGUGGUAACAGGAAUUGCUUGUCAUUUCGAAGUGUUACAGAAGCCGUCAUUCAAGAAAUUCGUAAGCUCUUGGACGUCCUUCCUGUUCUUGUAUUAGCCACCAAGGCCACAAUAUUAGGUGUGGGUUCUUCAGCAUGCGAAAAUGAUAGGAAUACCUUUCAAGGCGCAUCAUCUGGUAGUAUAAAUUCUAAUAAGUCCUAUGGAAGCCACAAUCGUGCAGGUUUUGAUUUGUAUAAGGAAUAUAUGCCUCUUGCAUGGCAGGCACUUGUUACUCAACAGGUACUUCUACAAGUUAAGGGAGACAACAUUGUCAGAGAUGAGAAGAGCUUACCAAUAUAUAUGUCAACGUGGCUGCUGCCUGUGCUGAAUCUCUCGGACAUGUUUGUAGUUGAAGAGGCUGGUAUCUCCUUGCUUAGUUGAGACCUCAACUACUCCUAUUUGAAUAUGGAAUUUUACCUUUUAUUGUUCAAAUACCAUUUAUAUGCCGCACAUUUACUAACUUAUUUUUUUUAUGAAGUUUCACUUUUUCAAAAACAACAUUUGUGCAAGUUGUGUAUGUAAUAUGUAAUUUCUCUUGGUUUUCAA
Molecule: messenger RNA, 1420 nt
Organism: Nymphaea colorata (pocket water lily)
Lineage: Eukaryota; Viridiplantae; Streptophyta; Magnoliopsida; Nymphaeales; Nymphaeaceae
Product: DNA repair protein XRCC2 homolog
Exons: 10
Coding region: 194-1255 (353 amino acids)
Biological process (GO): double-strand break repair via homologous recombination
Cellular component (GO): Rad51B-Rad51C-Rad51D-XRCC2 complex; replication fork
Molecular function (GO): DNA binding; ATP-dependent DNA damage sensor activity; ATP binding
Source: RefSeq, a predicted model, not a curated record